Molecule: messenger RNA, 1287 nt
Organism: Trichoderma atroviride IMI 206040
Lineage: Eukaryota; Fungi; Ascomycota; Sordariomycetes; Hypocreales; Hypocreaceae
Source: RefSeq, a predicted model, not a curated record
ACGUCAAGAUCGAAUCCACCACCCGCUGAGUCUCUUAUUGCUUAGCCGCCUGACUCUCGUCCUCCUCCUACUCAUCCAAAUCUCAUGUCCCUGUUAACGCCAAUUAUUCCGCUCUUAUUUUCGCUACAUGACUUUUUUACGACGUCUAUCGAAAUGAAUUCAAUGGAACGAACGGUUCAACUGCUUUAGUUAGAGCUACGACUGCUUACAAUCUCGUACUCGCGCGUUUUCUUCUUCUUUUUCUUUUUUUAAUUUCCUUCCCCCAAUUACCUCUUUCUACUGUUUCCUUAUCGCUCAAAAUCGUUUGCUCUGGCAGCUCUGUAUAUUUGUCGGCCGUGCGAAUUCCUCGUCCUAGACGAUGAAUUUGCAGGUCGUCGUAUACAAACGCAGCCCAUGCACAUUUGAAGCUACUACUCUUUUUCCACUCCCAUCAACCUUUUGAUGUUUUCCUUUACUUUACACGAUACAAAUGGUAUCUUACUGGAUUAGGGAAUUGGUUUUGCAUUGUUUUUAGCACGAGGAUAGUACACAUACACCAAGCAUUUGGGGGAUUUUUUUCCAUGAUACCCAGUGGGCGAAUGCGCCAGCCUGUUGGCGCCGCCCCAUACACGAUUUCCUUUGUCGUUUGAGUAUUUAUCUCUUGAUUCACUAGGUAUGGGAGGCUACUGCUUGUUUAUUUAACCCGAUUUUUUUAUUUCCUUGAACCUUUCUCUCCAGAAAUUUCCUCUACCCCUUUGAUACGACAAUGAGUUUGGUUUUUUCUUAUUUUUGUUUGUUUUUUUAGCCUCGCUUAGGGACAUGGAUUUAGGAUGAGAUCAGGGACGAGAGUCCUAUGCAUACGUGCACGGCGUUGAAUAUCUUUUCUCCCCACUUUGAAUCUUUUUUUUUCUUUGUUUCCUGCAUUCAACUAUACCACUCUCGGUGUGCGGAAGAUUGGAAGACGAUGGGGAUUGCCUAGAUGGUAAAACCCGUGGACGAGCACAGCCGAAUCGAUUUAGCUGGAGGGACGGAGGGAGGCAUACAUUUGCUGUUUUUUUACAGGGCUUCUUCUUUUCUUGCGAGGCAGGCUACGACACGAUCGACUGCCUCGCCCGACUUUAUGCAAGGCUCUGUUGAAGGUUUCAUGGCGAAACUAAACACGGUACGAGAUGCUUUUUUCGCUAUGGAGAUCAUUUAGCUAUGGUCUGCAUGCAGCAUUGCCAGUACUUGUUUCACAGGGUGGUUGGAAUCAUAAUAGUCUUAGGGUUAUGUUUAUCGGUGCGAAUCAAGACAAUCAGUAUCAAUUGC